UCCUUUCAACAGACAGCAUCCGCCCAAGCGAAUAUAUAGGAUUCACUCUCUCUCAGCCCCCCGAAUCCCGUUUUUUUAAGUAGGAAAAGGGGUCCAAGAUCGCCCGAACCUCAAUAUUUUUGUGCGAGAAAUCCCGACUGUCCUAUCUCGAUGGGUUGCGCUAAUUCGAAGGCCGGAGGUGCUACGGGGGCAUACGGAGCCCCCGAAGAGGAGAAUGCUGGCGCUAACGCUCCUCCCAAAGUGAUGGUCGACGGGGAAGCUCAAGAUGGAGCCGUGGCCGUCAACGGAAAUGCAGUCACUUGCGCCAAUGGAGUUGAAGAAGGAGCUGGAAGUGAAGAAAAAGAAGCCUGCAAUGGUAACGUUAGUGCAAAGAAUGACGAUGCUGAGGAUGCGCCAUCUAGUGGUGAAAAAUCUGAACAAAAUGGCGGAUGCGAGAACGAAGGAGGGAAAUCGAUCCAAGAUGGCGAGGGCGAGACCGACGAUGCUGCCAACGAUGAGACAGCCAAACAGGAGGAUGAAGAGGAAGGGACGGCGAAGGAGGAGGAAAGUAAUUCUGCGGAGGCAACAGAUAGUACCGAAAAUGUCGAAUCUAGGGAAAAUAACGAAGAAGAAAAAGCAGAGUAAAAAUUUAGAAGGCUACGUAUGAGAUGGUUUAGAGAAAAAAAUACGGCUUUUAUUUUUGUUCCAUUUUGUUAAAAGGUUUACUUUUGACAUCCAAAGAUGGUUACUCCAUAGAAUGUUUAACAAAAUGCCAAAGAAUAGAAUGACAUGAAAAAUUUGUACUCACCAGCGUAAAGAAUGAGUAGAACUAUGACGAAAAUACAAUUAGCCUAUUUCCACGUAUCAAAUACUUGUUCGAAAUUUCGAUGACGUGUAAACAUGAAUUAAAUUUAAAAAGACUCUAAAAAACUAUUUUAUGUUUGAAAGUUUACAGUUAGAUGAAAGUAUAUUUUAUUGUUUUUUGACUCAAUAGUUUUUCGAAGAUUAUUUACCAUUUAGGCGUUCUCAGCCGAUAAAAAUAAAAUAGAAUCAAAACUCACAGAAAAAAUUUCCAGAAAAAGCUGAAAUUCUACUCAUCAAUGAAAAAUUCAUUUACGCUGGUGGAUAUAGAACUAAAUUCUAAAAAGGCUAAUUGGACAAUUUUUAUAUAAAUAAAAUAAUAUCCAAAAAAAAAAAAAAAAAAGUUGUGAUGCUGGAACUUAUGAUUGCAUCGACUGGAUUCUGAACUCUGAAAGUAGGUUUUGUGCGUCUUAAGUGUGAAUGUGCCAAGCUAGUGUAAUACCGUAAGGAAAUAUGAAAAACUAUUAGUGGAGUUCAUCUUCGAAGCUGGUAGUGCAACGGAAUAUAAACAUUGCUGUUUUUUUCUCCUAUUUUCCAGUUCAGGGGUUGAACGACACAUGGCCAUUUCAUUGCAAAGAAAAUCGAAAAUUAAUAAUAGUUACCACUGUCAAAUUACCAUCGCGCUUUUAAAUGGUCUUAACUUGAAGCUGUAUUGUUUCGUGAUAAAAUAACUUUAUUUCCGAGUCAUUUAUUUAUAAAUUAAUAUUUUAUGCAUUUUAGAAAAGCUU
This is a messenger RNA of Uloborus diversus, 1568 nucleotides long. Its product is annotated as glutamic acid-rich protein-like. The coding region runs from base 151 to 624 and encodes 157 amino acids. NCBI's taxonomy places the organism in Eukaryota, Metazoa, Arthropoda, Arachnida, Araneae, Uloboridae. The transcript is spliced from 2 exons. The record is from RefSeq and is a predicted model, not a curated record.